AUGAGGGUGAUCCUCGUCGACACGAAUGCAACGUUGAUCGAAGCCUGGAGGUCAAACCUUGUAGGUCUUAAAUACGUUAAUGUGUUUGCUGGAUCUUUGAAUAAGAUAGAUCCUGAAAUGGUCAGAGGGACCGCUGCGGUAAUUUCACCUGGCAAUAGCUUCGGUUAUUUAGGUGGAGGAUUUGACCUAGCGUUACGACAAUACUUCGGAGGUCAUAACUUUGAGAACUUCUUUAAAAAGCAGCUAUGUUCGAUUUACAAGCCCGUGGGAACAGCAACUGUGGUCAAGUUGGGGCCAUGGAGCCGAAACGGUUUUAAAUACAUAAUUCAUAUUCCUACUGUGGUAGCACCAGCGCAUAGAAUUUACAAUGCGGACAGAUCUUUAGAAACGGGGUAUAGGUUAGUGUUCGACGCGAUGUGGAAUGCGCUUGUGCACUGUCCAAGGGAUGCUGACACUUUAGUGACAUCUGGCCUAGGAACUGGCUACGUUGGGGUUCCCGAAGCUGUUUGCAGCAAAGCGAUGUCAUUCGCUAUCCGACUUUUUUUUGCUAACGACGUAAUGUCUCCUGAGCUAACGAGGGUGGUGAUUAUGCAGUUUCUGGGCUACCGUUUUGACGCUUUUAUUCCAGCCCAUUGCUUGGACGAGUGUUUUGCAUUGGGAAUUGAUCGCGAGGCUCUUAUGAGUUAUAACGCUGAUGAGGACCCUAUUGAAAAUAUAUUGCCCCAAGCCUAG
Lachancea nothofagi CBS 11611 is the source of this 732-nucleotide messenger RNA. The record is from the annotation of a GenBank genome assembly. Lineage: Eukaryota; Fungi; Ascomycota; Saccharomycetes; Saccharomycetales; Saccharomycetaceae.